Camelus dromedarius (Arabian camel) is the source of this 1388-nucleotide messenger RNA. RefSeq names its product carboxypeptidase A4. Gene Ontology annotation, molecular function: metallocarboxypeptidase activity; zinc ion binding. NCBI's taxonomy places the organism in Eukaryota, Metazoa, Chordata, Mammalia, Artiodactyla, Camelidae. The record is from RefSeq and is a predicted model, not a curated record. The coding region runs from base 1 to 1266 and encodes 421 amino acids. Gene Ontology annotation, biological process: proteolysis. The transcript is spliced from 11 exons.
AUGAAGUGGAUACUGUUCUUUGGGGCCCUUAUUGGGUCUGGCAUCUGUGGCCGAGAAAAGUGUUUUGGGGACCAAGUUUUCAGGAUUAACGUCAGAAAUGGAGAUGAGAUCAGCAAAAUAAGUCAGCUAGUGAAUUCAGACAACUUCAAGCUCAGCUUCUGGAAAUCUCCCUCUACUUUUGGUCAUCCUGUGGAUAUCCUCGUCCCUUCUGUCAGUCUUCAGCCAGUCAGAGCCUUCCUGAAGUCCCAGCUCUUAGAGUACUCAGUGACUAUUGAAGACCUGCAGGCCCUUUUAGAUAAUGAAGAGAAAGAAAGGCAACACAAUGAAGGUCAAGAACGGAGCAGUAAUAACUUCAACUAUGGGGCCUACCAUUCUCUGGAAGCUAUUUACCAUGAGAUGGACAGCAUUGCCCAAGAUUUUUCUGGCUUGGUGAGCAGGGUGAAAAUUGGGCAUUCAUUUGAAAACCGGUCGAUGUAUAUACUGAAGUUCAGUACUGGGAGAGGCAGUCAGCGGCCGGCCAUUUGGCUGAACGCAGGCAUCCAUUCCCGGGAGUGGAUCUCACAGGCCACGGCAAUCUGGACUGCGAGAAAGAUUGUAACUGAUUAUGGGAAGGAUCCAGCCAUCACAUCCAUCUUGGAGAAAAUGGAUAUUUUCUUGUUGCCUGUGGCCAAUCCUGAUGGAUAUGUUUACACACAAACUCAAGACCGAUUAUGGAGGAAGUCACGGUCUCUAAAUCCUGGAAGCUCCUGCAUUGGUACUGAUCUAAAUAGAAAUUGGAAUGUUAGUUUUGCAGGAAAGGGAGCCAGUGACGACCCUUGCUCUGAAGCAUACCAUGGAACCCAUGCCAAUUCGGAAGUAGAGGUGAAAUCGGUGGUAGAUUUCAUCCAAAAACACAGGAAUUUCAAAUGUUUCAUUGACCUUCACAGCUACUCACAGCUGCUGAUGUACCCAUAUGGGUACACGUUCAACAAGGCCCCGGAUACUAAAGAGCUGGAUGAGGUGGCAAGGCGUGCGGCCAAAGCUCUGGCUUCGCUGUCGGGCACUGAGUAUCGCGUGGGUCCUAUCAGCACCACUAUCUAUCCAGCUAGCGGGAGCAGCACUGACUGGGCAUAUGAUAAUGGCAUCAAGUAUGCAUUUGCUUUUGAGUUGAGAGAUACUAGGCACUAUGGCUUCCUUCUGCCAGCCAACCAGAUCAUCCCCACUGCAGAGGAGACCUGGCUGGGGAUGAAGACCAUCAUGGAACAUGUGCGGGACCACCUCUACUAGAUGAGGAGCCCCGCUCUUUCUACAUCUACUUAUCCCCAUUACACACACAUAUAAGCCCACUAUAAAGGACUCUUGUUCUUUCACAUGUGAGUCAGAGCCUUCUGGCUUUGUAGAGAACAAAG